AUUAUCAAUGUGCAAAUGAACUCUUCCAAAUCUAUGAAUCCCCCAACCAUCCUUCCUUGCUUGUGCUGGGAUGUUGACAUAAGGUUAAAACCACAGUCACAACAUAGAAAUCGGUUUCAGAGUUGGUGUAAUAGAUAUUUAUGUAGGAUCGUCUGGAGAUCAAUCAUGUCAUCUGUUUCUAUGAAAGGGAGGACUUUCAGCUCAAAACCAAGCAAUGAAAAAAAGUGCACAGCAUUAGAUGUGGCAAUGACACUUCCAAAGAGAUUCCAGAAACCAGCUACUUAUGGCAAGGAAGUUCUUACACUAAAAGGACCUGACAUGGUUCGAAAGCUUGUUGUACCAGGACCAGAACCCAAUGUGCACCCUAUUUACUUUGAUAAAGGAGAGUUUUGUCGUCUAGUAAAGCAAUCAAAGGUUCUAACUCCAUCCGAAAAAUUAAAGCAACAGGAAGCAGCAGAAAGUGCUAGAAGAAGAUUAGAAAAGGAAAGCACUGAAAGAAAAGAAAAGCUAAAUUCUUUUGAAAAGUACCGGGUGAAAAGUGUCCGUCUUGCUGAACUUGAAGCAGAUGCCGAAAGAAAGGCUGCACAUUUAUUAGCAAGAGCGAGAGAGUUACAACAAGAAUCACAAGAUGAAGUCAAAAGUGCAAACCGACUAAUUAUAAGUACAAAAUGCCAUGCUAUAAGAUCGGCACAAAUGGCAGAGAAGCAACUUAUUCAGAAAGAACUAAUAGAGGAAGAACAGCGUCUUGACAAAAUGAUGGAACAGCAAAGAAUGAUUGGACUUAAAGAAGAAGAGAAACGUAAAGAGGAAGAAGCACUCAAGAAUCAACGUUAUCUGAAAGCUCUUCUUCAUCAAAUACAAGAAAAUGAAACAGGGCGCAUACAUGAAGCUGAGCGUAAAGAGGAGGAAAGCAGACUUAUGAAUGAAGCAGCAAUGCAAGUUCAGAUGGAAGAACUUCAGGCAUAUCAUAAUAAAUUAGAGGAGCAAGCCAAAACUCGCCAAUUUUUGGGCCAAGUGAAUGAACAACUCAAGUACUUCCAAGAUUUGGAAAGGGAGGAAAAGAGACAAGCGGAACUAAAAGUACAGAAAUUUAUGGCUGACAAAGCAGCCAGAGAAGCAGCUUUAGAAGAAGAACACAGGAAAAACAGGCUUGCGAAAGAACUGGAGAUAGCUCGUCUACGGGCAGCUCAAGAAAGAAUGUCAGAUCUAAAAUCUCAACAAGAUGAACUGAAGGCACUGAGGACACAAGAUGAGGUGGAACGAGAAUGGCGAAGAAAAGAAAAAGAGGAAGCAAUAAAAAAGGCUAAAGAGGAGCAAAAACUAAAGCAAGCAAGGCAAGAGCAGAUAGAGCACCGCCGUAGCAUGCAAGCUCUUGAAAUAGCUAGGGAGAAGCAGCAAUUUGAACGUAUCAUUCGCUCUCAGCAGUUGGAAGCAGAGAGGGAAAGGCUGGAGCAAAUAAAGCGCCAAUCAGGUUUGGAGGCAUACCGUACAGCUAUACUAGAACAGAUAAAUGAAAAGGAACGAGAAAGAAUUCGGGAAAGGAAAUUAAAGUUCCAAGAGGGUGAUGCAGUAAGAGCUGAAGAAGAGUCACGAAAGAGAGAGCUUCAACUCACAAUGAAACGUAAAAUUGAAGAACUAAGGGCAAAUAAAGUUCCGGAGGCUUACAUAAAAGAAAUUGAGCGCCAACUUAAACUAAAUGAGGCCACUUAAUUGGCAAUGAGGUAAGAAAUACUCUACACCAUACAAUAGCAAUAAUAUGACCACGAAUUUGAUAUAAUGUAUGCACUCACAUAAUUGGCAACCAAGAAACAAAAAAAUAAUUAAUAAAAA
This is a messenger RNA of Thrips palmi, 1830 nucleotides long. Its product is annotated as cilia- and flagella-associated protein 45-like. The transcript has 11 exons. NCBI's taxonomy places the organism in Eukaryota, Metazoa, Arthropoda, Insecta, Thysanoptera, Thripidae. The record is from RefSeq and is a predicted model, not a curated record. The coding region runs from base 16 to 1710 and encodes 564 amino acids.